UAUAAAUUUAUGAGGACAAUCUUUAAGUUACAUCUCUAUCAGUUAGGUACGUCAAUCACUAAUCAACUAGACACUCGUCAGCCACAUUUAGACAAUAUCGCAAUUAAGUCAAGUGCUAACAAGCUACCUAUUGUGAUUGUUAUAAUCAAUAACAUUAUCUAAUGAACACUUACGUGUAGAUUUUUAAUAAGAUAUUACAAGACCUUGACAACAUCAUGUAUUAUACUAUAAUGCAAUAUACUCUGGGUCAUUUGCAUUUGUUAAAUUACUAUGAUACUCGUACCUACUUUAAAAAUAUUGGCUUAAAUAUUGAAUACCAAAAUAUAUACUAAUUUGCGGAUUUAUAGAAUAAAUUUUAAUAAAUUGUUAAACCGAUACCAUUAAAUAUGACUGGAAUAUUCGGCUCUGGUGUCCAUAACAAAACAAUCAAAAUUUUGAUAACAGAUAAAUUGAUAAUAAUAUUGUUCGGUCACUCGGUGUAAUUUAGCUGUACUGCCUGUACUCUGAACUUACUACACUGUACACUGUUGUAUCUCGUAGAUACGUCAUUUAACACUUUAAUGGUCGACGUGCUCUUUGCCCAUUCGUUUCAGACAGCUGCAAACGGUCGACUUGAUAUCAUUCGUCGUAGUUGUAUUUUGAGUGUAGACGUAUCGUAGUAUUUUAGUCGCCGAUGAAUAUUUCAUGACAGGUUACGUAUCGAAAACUUUUAAGUGAAAUUAGUUGAUAAAAAUAGGUAAGUAAUAACAUACAUAGGUAAUAAAUAAUAUAUACUCUCAACUUUGGUCGUUAAUACGUAAAUUUUUUUUUUCCAACGAUACUGAAUAAUUUAUAUUGUUAUUGUAUUGAUGGUAGAACAAAUCAACAUGAGUAUACCGUUGGCCACCGCCAAAAUGACCAGCCUAACUGCUGUGGCCGUUAGCCUGGUACUGUCUGGCUGUGUUAUAGGCAAUGCUUUUCGCCGCAAGGAACAAUUUUUUCCGGCUGUUGUGUACAUAUGUAAAUCCAAUCCGAGCAUGGCGGUUAGAAAAAAAUUUAAAAAUAUUUUAACUUGUUAGAUACCUAUAUGUAUACAUAAUAAUAAUAAUAAUAUAAUAAUCAAUAUAGAUAAUGUACAUGCAAGCUUUGAUCACUGUCUAUUUACUUGGGAAAUUAAUUGGUAAAAUAUUUUUUGGCACAUUACGUCCUGCAGAAUCUGAGGUAUUUCUACAAGUUACUAUUUAUUUAUUAUAACAUUUAAAACAUGUAGAAUUGUAUUAAUUUUUAUAAAUCAUUUUAGCGUUUAAUAGAAAAAUCUUGGUACGCCAUUACAGAAACAUGUUUAGCAUUUACAAUAUUUAAAGAUGACUUGAGUCCAAAGUUUGUGGCUCUGUUCACGUUAUUAUUAUUUCUAAAAUGUUUUCAUUGGCUAGCAGAAGAUCGUGUUGAUUAUGUAUGUUAAUUGUGCAUUUAAAUGUUAUAUUAAAUAUUAAUAAAGCUAUAAUUAUUGUAUUUUUAUAGAUGGAACGUACUCCAGUUAUAUCAGUUUUGUUUCAUAUUCGCAUAUGGUGUAAGUACAUAUUUAAACAUUUCCCAAGUAGUAGUUAUACUUUACACUAAAACUAUUUAUUUUUCUAAUAAAUAAUUUUUUUUUUUCUUUAUAGCAUUGUUAACUGUUUUAACAAUUGCUGAUGUAUAUUUUGUUCAUGACGCUUAUAUUACGACAAUAACUAAGGGCCCAUCUGUGCAAUUAGUAUUUGGAUUUGAAUAUGCAUUGUUAAUUACUCUAGCAAUGACUGCAUGCACAAAGUAUGUAUUGCAUGGAUUUGAUGUGCAUAGUGACACUUUUUGGGAAAGCAAAGCUGUUUUACUGUUAUACCUUGAAUUUUUCAUAGGUAAAAUAUAUUAAUUAUUUUUAAUUAGAUAUUUUUUUUUAUAAAUACAAAAUUUGAACAGGAUUAUGCAAAGCUGUCAUGUAUAUUGCGUUUCUUAUAAUUAUGGUGAAGACAUAUACAGUACCUCUAUUUGCUUUCCGUCCAAUGUACCACACACUCAGGUAAUAUAAUAUUCAUUGUUUCGUCAAUUAAACUAAAUUUUAGUUUGUUUUUAUUACUGUAGAAUGAGCUGACUGAUAGUUUUUGUAGAUUUUAGAUUCUGAGUAUAGUGAAAAUAUUGGUUUUACAAAAAUGUUUAUUUUUUUUUUAUUCUUUUUAUUUUGUGUGAACACAUUUUCUAAAAGAAAAUUUGCCUGGGGUGGUACUUUAAGGAGAUUAUUUUUUGAUUUUCCCAGGAGUUUUCUCAACAUAUGGGAAAAAACAAAAAAAAUUACGAAAUUAAAAAUAUUUCAGCCUUUUUUUUCCGUGAACAAUUUUUCUACCAGCAAUUUUGGUCCUAUUUACAGUAAUACCAUUUUUUCUAAAAGUAAAUCUAACUGUUUGAGUAGUAGUUAUCAAUCUUUUUACAACUACGAUCCAAAUUUUUCCCUGAAAAUCUAUUGCGACCCACAUAAUUUCACUUUUCAAAAAGUAGUUUAUGCAAACAGCAGGGAAAGGUUAGGUUAGGUUAAAUUAUCCCUUUAAAGUACCAUUCCAGUCAGAUUUCCUCGCAGAAAAAAUGUUAAACUUAAAAAUUGCUGGUUGUUUACAAAUAAUAUGCAAAAAUAAACACAAUAGAACCAAUUCAUUCCUUCAAUGUUCCAUUUAGAAUCUAAAAACAUGUAUAUUUCUUGGAAUCUAUAUAAUUCAAAAUAAUUUUUCGCAACCCACAGUUUCAGAAACGCUGUGUUAGAGUAUUUAGAGACUUUAUUUUAGAUUUUCUCAAUAGUUUUCACAGCAAAUGUAAGAAAAAUGUAGGAAAAUGGGAAAAUAGAUACAAUAUUAAACAAAUAUUAUUAAAGGCAAUAUAAAAUGCCUAUUUAAUUAUUUUACUAUAAUAUGACAUAUAUAUUGACAAAACAACACUAUCAACCGAACUACACUCAGAAUGGUUUUUUUCAUUAGCAAUGAUUUAUCAGAUUUACAUUAAAUUCCCUUCUGCAUCCUACCUUCCCAACUUCCCACUUACAACAGUGACUAUACCCACGUGUGAAGUAUUUUUUUAAAAGUAUAAUUCAUAACUAUUAAGGUGGUCCUUAGUUGUUAUAAGUAAUUACUUUUACGCUUUUAUUUUCUUUUUAAUAUCCCCAAAAGUUUUAUUAUGUAUACAAAUACCAACUGGUUAUGUUUGACCUACUGUCCAAAGAUCUCAAAGUUUAAAACUACUGAAUAGCUAUAAAACUUAUUUUAUCUUAUAUUAUAACCUGCUAAAUUGUGAUCUGACAAAAAUCUGCUGAAAAGUUCAGUUGUUGAGUCAAAUAUUAAUAUUAUUAUUAUUUUUGUAUGUUAUAAAAUAAUAAAAGUAAAACAAAAUUAUUAAAAUGGUUAAUACUCGUAAAUAAAUAUAUGAAUAAAUAAUUUCUAAUAUGUAUAAAUAAAUAAAUGAAUGUGUCCUUGUGUAUUAUGAUAUGUGUAUUGUACAACCAGUUUGGAAUUAAAAAUUCAUCAUUAUUAACUAAACUCUACUCAGAAUCCUUUUUUUUUUUAGCUAUAGUUAGUCAUUGCUUAUGAAUAUACAUUAAAUUACCUAUAACAGUGACUGCCUCAUUAUCCUAGGAUAGUUUUUUUUAAAUUUGAUUCUUAGAGCAGACUUGUACAUGUUUAAAAGACCAUAAUAUUUUUCAUUCAUCAAAAUUCGAGAAUACAAUUUGUAUAAGAAAAAAAAUCUCUACAUUACUUAAUUUUGUUUUUUACUACAAAUUAUGACUUAUAAUGAACCUCCUGUUAAAUUUUCAAGCAUAAAAUGAGUUCUUAUUUUAAAAUAUAACAUUUUUAAUGUACCUAAAAUUGAUAUUUUACACUACAUGUGAAGUGACUUGUACCACAAUUUUUUUCUUUGUCAAAUUAAUGGUAAUGCAUAAAAAUAACCUAUCAUUUUUGUCUGGUAUACAAUUUGAUCCAAUAGUUUGAAAGUUAUACGAGGGCGUACCCAAAAAAAACCGAACUAUUUUUGUACAAAGUUAUUUAAAUAAAUAAACUUUACAAAAAACAUUUAAUCUCCUUCAAAGUACUCUCCGUUGGAGUUAAUGCACUUGUCCAAUCUUUUGUUCCAAUUUUCUAAGCACUUUUUAAACUCAUCUUUUGUGAUGUCUGCCAACACCUCCGUCGUUUUUUUUUAACUUCAUCAAUGUCCGCGAAACGCUUUCCUUUCAUGUUCCUUUUCAUUCUGGGGAUUAAAAAGAAGUCGCAGGGAGACAGGUCGGAUGAAUAGGAUGGAUGGGACACAGUGGUCAUAUCAUUUUUGGUCAAAAACCGCCGUACAGAAAGGGCUGUGUGAGCAGGAGCAUUGUCGUGUGAUGAAAAACCCUCCUGUCUGAAAAGUCUCCUGACUGCCACAAAUCAGGUCCUUUUCGCCUCAAACUGUUGCGUAAUCUUUUUAAAACCUCUAGAUAAAAUUCCUGGUUAACUGUCUGACCAGGUGGAACAAACUCCUAAUGGAUGACUCCUCUCACAUCAAAAAAACAAAUGAGCAUUGUCUUAAUGUUUGACCUCACUUGACGAGCUUUUUUAGGGCGAGGCGAUGCUUAAGUCUUUCAUUGGCUCAAUUGUUGCUUGGUUUCAGGAUCAUAUCCAUAGCACCAUGAUUCAUCACCUAUAAUGACCUUGGAAAAGAAGUUUAGGUCAUUUUGGAAUUCUUCUUUCAAAGAAGAGCAUGAUUCCACGCAGCCUUGUUUUUGCUGCUCAGUUAGCAGUCGAGGAACAAAUUUUGCAGCCACCCGUAUCAUCCCCAAAUUUUCACUUAAAAUUAUCUGUACUGAACUUCAUGUCACACCAGAUCUCUCCACUUCUUCUUCGAUGAUUUGCUGUUGAUCUUCUAGGAUAAUUUUGUGAAUUUUUUCUACAUUUUCGUUGAUUCGAUUGAUUCAAAGGGCAAGCUUGGUCGUCUAUCAACAUUUCACCACUUUUGAAACGAGAAAACCACUCAAACACAUGAGUUUUCCCUAAAGCACCACCUUUGUAAGCUGUUUUCAACAUCUCAAAGGUUUCUGUGCCUGUUUUCCCGAGCAGGAAGCAAAACUUGACAGCCGCGUGCUGUUCAUGCAAAUCAGCCAUUACAAAAUAUACGAAAAAUAACUUUUAAAAAAAAUAUCACACCAAAGUAACACAACCUUCCACGAUGACAGCCGUUGGCAUAUUGAAUGUUGAGAAGUAUAUUUAUACGCCCCUACCAAAAAAAAAUCGGUACUACUAAAACUCUGUCCCACACAUCAGUUCGGUUUCUUUUAGGUACACCCUCGUAAAAUAAAAUGUUCAACAAGGUGACUGAUAGGAUUUUUAUCUAAGCAAUAUAUUUUGCAUUUUUUUUUUUUUGACAAUUUGUAACAAAUAACAGCACAUUAUAUUUUAAAUACCCAUGUAGGUAUAAAUAGUAAUUAAUUAGUUUCUCUUAAAUUAUAUUAUAUUUAGUUAACAUUUAAUAUUUGGUUUGGUAGAUACUUAUCAUUUGUAUAAUUUUUAUGAGGUUUAUAUCAAAUUUUCUAAAAAAAAACAAUCAAUUUACUUUUAAUUGAGAUCAUAUUCACCCAUUAUUAAAAGAUUAAAUAAAUAAUUCAAAUAAAAAUCAAUCUCAUACCCAUUUAAAAGUUACCCAAUUCUAUAAAAGUCAAUAUUAUUUUCUAGGAAUUUCAAAAAAGUUUUCCAAGAUCUGGUUUUAUCUCGAAAAGCUAUACACAACAUGAAUACAUUGUAUCCAGAUGCUACAGCUCAAGAUUUACAAACAAUUGAAAAUGUUUGUAUAAUAUGUCGUGAAGAUAUGUCAGCAGCUGGUAAUUUAUUAAAUAUUAUUAAGUUAUAAUUGAUACUAUUUUUUAGUUAUGAUCAUCUCCAAUAUAUAAUAUUAUGUUUAUUUUUAGCCGCCAAAAAGUUGCCAUGCAAUCACAUUUUCCACACAUCAUGUUUACGAAGCUGGUUUCAACGUCAUCAGACAUGUCCGACAUGUAGAUUAGACAUAUUACGUCCAACUCCUAUAACUCUACCUUCUACAACUGUUUCUGGGCCUCCUCCCACAUCAGUACCCCCAACUGUAGGAGCUUCAACACCUUCCUCUUCUGUUUCAUCAUCUAAUAAUGCUGAUGCUAAUGGCCAAGGUCUACCUGGUCACAAUCAAGCUGGAAAUAUUAGCAAUUUCUUUAACAACCAAUCACCAUUACCGUAUCAAUUUAGACAAUAUGCAUAUCAACAACAACGGACAUCUGUUGAUGGAAAUAAUAGUAACACAAAUGAAAAUUUAAAUAACAGUGACUCUCAACAGAAUAACAUGAGUGAAUCCUGGGCUGAGUACUUGAAUAUACCAGGACCCUCAUUUUUCAGUAUGUAAAAUAGUUGACAUAAUAGUUUUAAAAAUAUUCCAUCCAAUGCAUUUUUUAUACUUUUAUUUAGAUGUACAACAGAGUAGCAGCUCAAAUAUUAAUUUUGAUAAUAGAACUCCAUUUCCUGGUAAUAUACCAUUCGUUGGUGGUAAGUAUGUUAUUAGAAUAAAUUAAAAUACAUUUUCAAGAUUAUUUUUUAGAAUUUCUUUUUGAUUUUCAAACAACAGGUGUUGCUAUACAACACCCAGAAUUACCUGCUGAUUUAGAUACAUUAUCACAUGAAGAAUUAUAUCAGAUGGAACAAAAUACUAGAGCGGCAUGUAUAGCACGUCUAAAAUAUGUUACUGAUAUAAAAACUAUGUUAGAUGCCGCCAUGGUUAUGAUGAAUCAUUAUUCAUCUGCAUGUCUUGUAGCCGGGUAAAUAAUUACUUGAAAUGUUGUGCAUUUUAUUUCAAUGUAUUUUUUAAUAUUAAUUUGUAUAAACUAAAUAUUAUAACUGAAUUAUUAAUUUUUUUUUUUACAGUCUAGAUAGUACCAAUUCAACGGAUAGUACAAAUGAAAGUAAUACUAAACAUUUAGAUGACUAUGAACAGUUUGAAUCUAGACCAUCUAGUAAUUCAUCAUCAGAAACUGAUAGUAGUGAUAUAAGGUAUCUUUUAAAAUUAUUUUUAAAAAAAUACUUUAGGUUGAAAACAGCAAUUUAUUAAAGGGUAGUAUUUAGGCAAUUUCUAAUCAGAUCUCACCAUCCCUCCCUGUUAUCUCUGUGUUAGUUGUAAAUGAUCAUUAGUUUGCCACCCACCAUAGCAAAUAGUAAGUUGCAUUGUUAUUAAUAAUUUAUUUUGGGAUUUAUUACAAAUCAGGUUAUUAUAUUCUGUUCUUACCGCUAUUGAAUGGUUCACAGAUAAAAGUCUAUACUAGGUAAAUAAUUAUUUGGGGAAGUACUUUGAGAGGCCAUUUUUCAAUUUUCUCAGGAGUUUUGUCAAUAAAUGUGAAAAACCGAGAAAAAACUUAGGAAAAUUGGUACAAUAUUAAACAAGUAUUAUUAAAGUAAAUAUAUGAAACCUAUUUAAUUAUUUUACUAUAAACUGACUUAUAUUGUUGACAAACAUCACUAACUGAACUUCCCUCAGAAUCUUUUUCAAAAGCAAUGGUUUAUCCUUGUUUACAGGUAUAUAUUAAAUUAUCUAUAAUAUUGGCUGCACCCUUGCCAUUAUCCUAAGAGUCUCUUUUUUUUUUAUGUACAAAUAUUCUGUUCUUGUGGUAUACAAAUUUUAAAAUUUAGCAUACAAAAUUAUUAGUAUUAACAAUGAUAAGAAAAUGCAUUCGGGUUAUUUUUAUUUAGUUAUCAUAUACAUUAUGCUAACUAAUAGUAGCUAAUUGAAUAGUUGUGGGGUAGCAUAUUGUUUUUUUGAAAACCUUUUUUUUUUUUCUAUUAAUUCAUUAAUGCUUUAUGAGUUUCUCAUAAUUAUUGGUGAAAGUAUUCAGUACAAUUGUAUAUUUGUCUAUCGUUAUUUACUAUCCAAGAAUAUAGGCUUUAUAUCAAUUUCUACCUACAAAUGGAAUAAUUUUUAAUUUUUUCUAUCUUCAACCAUUUUAUAUUCUGAAUUCUGAUUUAUUAUCAUGAUAUAUUAGAAAAUAAUAUUACUAAAACACAAAUUACCCAUUUUUGCCACAAAAAAAAAAAAAAAAAAAAAAAAAAAUAGUAAGUAAUGAUUUUAUUAGUUUUUCUGUAUACUGUUUAACAAAUUGAAUACUUAAAUAAGAGUAUAAGAAUAUAUGUAAAAAGUUUUUAAACUAGUUAUUGGGUAUUUUUUUAAUUUAUCAUCUUUAAUCUAUAAACAAAUUGUAUAGUCAUUAAUUUAGUUUCUUCAUUUAUAUAAAUCUGUGAUUGCUAUCAAUAUCAUUAUAUCUAUAAAUAGUCAGACCUUUCUUAUUGCUAGUAUAUUAUCAGUGUUGUGGUUCUUGGAAAUGUGAAAUAUUUAAAGUUUGAACUCCAGCGAAACUAUGAAAGCAAAAAUACACAAAAAGCGGAAAAAAAUUCACUGAGAACCCAACACCUGAUUUUAAUUUUGUAAACAUAUUUAAACUUGUUAGCUGCUUAUCCAAGUUUUGUAGGAAAUUAAUUUUGAUUUAAUAUUUUUUUGAUUGAUCAUAGUACCAAAUGUAUUUCCCCAAAUUUCAAAUAUUAAAUUUCACUAUAGUAUUACUUAAAAAAAAAAAAAACAAAGUAAAAAAUUAAUUUCCUACAAAAUAUAGACAAGAAACUAGCAAAUUCUAAUGUGUUUUCAAAAUUAAAAUAAUUGGACUUCUGUUCUUAAGUAUGUUAUUUUUCUUCCUCUUAUUGGUCUAAAUGCAAUUUAACCGCCUUAACCACAUUUAUUAACUACCAACUAUACCAACUACAAUAUACUUAUAUUUUUUAUAGACAUUGGACUUGUGUUUUGUUUAAUUAUUUGUAUUUUGAAGUUUAGACUUAUCUUGCAAAUAGUAUUUAAUUUUAGUACUUGUUUAGUAGAAAAUACUUUAAACUUAAGUAUAAUUAUUUUAUGUUUGAGUUUGGUCACCUUAUAUAAUAUACUUGUAAAAUGAUGAACUUUCAUUAAGAUAUAUUUUGUUUAAAUAUCAGAUAAUUUAGUAAAUCGGUAAUUUUGAUCAAUGGAAGUUUUAAUUAUUAUUAUUACUAUUUUAAAAUAUACAAACCAGUUAAGAUAAUAAUUAUACACAUUUAUUUUACAGUAAUAUUACUUAUGAACUGGAAGAAACUGAUGAACAGAGAAAAAUUAGAUUGAAGAGGUUGAAAAAAUUUACCACUUUUGGAAAUCAUACAAUAUAAUUUGUUUUAACAUUAUAAUUAAUUAAUUUGCUGCUAUCUAAAUUAUAUUUUAACUUACAACAAAUCAUUUAUUCUAAAUCUAUUCUGUAAUUUUGUAUUGUCUGUUAUUCAGCAUUUUUUUAAGUUUUGUAUUUGAACAGUAAUACUUGCUUUGUUUUUAUUUAUAUAUUAUUAUUAUUAUAUAUUCAGUGUAUAAUAAUUUUUACUAGAAAAUAGUGAUCAUCUAAUAUCUAAUCUUACCAGAAAAAUUAAUUUAUUAGUUUUUCAACUAAGUGUAUCAAAAUAUGUCAACUUACAAACAAAUAUGUAUUUUUGAUUGUAACAAUAUUAUCAUGGUAUUUGGAAAUAAAUAAUCUAUUAUUAAUUUAGGUAGACAUUUAGAAUCUGUAUUUGUAUAAAUGGUAGGUAAAUGUGAUGAAGUUUUAUCAUUACAACUGUCAGUUUGACCCUGACAAGUAACUUGAUGUAAGUACUUCUGAUGUAUACACUAUAGUUCAAGUAUUCGGUGGUCCAUAAAAUAUAUAAAACUAAAAACUACUUUGUG
This is a messenger RNA of Cinara cedri, 9759 nucleotides long. NCBI's taxonomy places the organism in Eukaryota, Metazoa, Arthropoda, Insecta, Hemiptera, Aphididae. The record is from the annotation of a GenBank genome assembly.